Molecule: messenger RNA, 1725 nt
Organism: Striga hermonthica
Lineage: Eukaryota; Viridiplantae; Streptophyta; Magnoliopsida; Lamiales; Orobanchaceae
Source: the annotation of a GenBank genome assembly
AUGGUGGGCUUUGAAAGCUCCGUCAACACCCCUUCGGCCCCAAGGCAGAAGCAAACCGCCGCCGUGGGGUACGACGUGCCGGACGGCGUCGAUAUCAGGGGAAGGUAUGACCCUGAAUUCGCGCGCGUCCUCACCAAGGAAGCGCUGCAAUUCGUGGCGGCCCUACAGAGGCAGUUCAGGAAUCAAAUCCGGUACGCCAUGGACUGCCGGAAGGAGGCCAAGGCCAGGUACAACGCCGGCGGCCUGCCUGGUUUCGACCCGGCCACCAGGCACGUCAGGGAGGGCGACUGGGUCUGCUCCCCUCCGCCGCCCGUGGUGGCCGACCGGAGGGUCGAGAUCACUGGGCCUGUCGAGCGGAAGAUGAUCAUCAACGCCCUCAAUUCUGGCGCCAAGGUCUUCAUGGCUGAUUUUGAGGAUGCGCUUUCGCCAAGUUGGGAGAAUCUGAUGAAGGGUCAGGUGAACCUUAGUGAUGCUGUUAAUGAAACCAUAAGUUUUCAUGACAAGGCGCGCAACAGAGUGUACAAGCUCAACGAGCAGGGGAUAGCUACCCUGUUUGUGCGGCCCAGAGGGUGGCACCUGCCAGAGGCUCAUAUCCUUAUCGACGGCGAGCCGGCUACCGGCUGCUUGGUGGACUUUGGCCUCUAUUUCUUUCACAACUGGGCCGCCUUUCGCCGAGGUCAGGGCCAGGGCUUUGGCCCAUUUUUCUAUCUUCCCAAGAUGGAGCACUCUAGAGAAGCCAGGAUAUGGAACAAUGUGUUUGAGAUGGCUGAGAGAUCUGCCGGAAUCGAGAGGGGCAGCAUUCGCGCCACUGUCCUGAUCGAGACUCUGCCAGCCGUGUUCCAAAUGAACGAGAUUCUGUACGAGCUCAAGGACCACUCGGUCGGACUCAACUGCGGUAGAUGGGACUAUAUUUUCAGUUACGUCAAGACCUUCCAAGCCCACCCGGACCGCCUCCUUCCUGACCGUGUCCAGGUCGGCAUGACUCAGCACUUCAUGCGAAGCUACUCCGAUCUCCUCAUCAUGACUUGUCACUCCCGAGGCGUCCACGCCAUGGGUGGAAUGGCGGCCCAAAUUCCAAUCCGGGACGAUCCUGCCGCCAACGAGGCUGCCCUGGAGCUGGUGAAGAAGGACAAAUUGCGCGAAGUCCGUGCAGGUCACGACGGGACUUGGGCAGCCCACCCGGGCCUUAUCCCCGCCAUAAUGGAGGUAUUCACAAACAACAUGGGGGGAAAGGCCAACCUAAUCGAGUCGGUCAGGCGAGAGGACGCAGCUGCCCUGACCGAAUCGGACCUCCUCCAAAUCCCGCGUGGCUUCCGAACCAUGGAAGGGCUCAGGCUCAACACGAGGGUCGGAAUACAGUACGUGGCCGCGUGGCUAAACGGGUCCGGGUCGGUUCCGCUGUACAACUUGAUGGAGGAUGCAGCCACAGCUGAGAUCAGCCGAGUACAGAACUGGCAAUGGCUCAAGUACGGUGUGGAGCUUGAUGGGGACAGGCUUGGGGUUCGGGUGACACGGGAUUUAUUCGGGCGGGUGGUGGAGGAAGAGAUGGCGAGGAUCGAGAAGGAAGUUGGGAAGGAGAAGUUUCGAAAGGGUAUGUAUAAGGAGGCUGCCGGGAUAUUCGCGGGACAGUGUACGGCGAGUGAGCUGGAUGAUUUCCUUACGCUCCAUGCGUAUAACCGUAUAGUCGUGCAUUAUCCGAAUGUCGGGUCGUCGUCGAGGCUCUGA